UCUAACAGAAUGUAUUUAACAGUAAGGUUGGUUUGUCUGUGUCUUCUGAUAGAAUGGUCUGUCCAGGAUUACCCAUUCAGAAAUGUGUCCUUAUCCUGGGAUGCUCGGGUAGAUGAUUUGGUGGAUAGACUAUCCAUUGAAGAGAUGACCUUUCAAAUGGCCCGAGGAGGUGCAGGGGUGAAUGGGCCAUCGCCAAAUAUAUCACGGCUAGGUAUCGGACAUUAUCAAUGGGACACAGAAUGUCUGCAUGGUUCAGUUGGACACAAUGCAACAGCCUUUCCACAGUCCAUUGGUCUUGCUGCUACUUGGAGCUAUGACGUUGUUUAUCGGAUGGCUAUGGCUACUGGUGAAGAAGUUCGGGCUAUUCACAAUACAAACGCAAAGAAUAACAGUUACCCUGAUUUGAGUGGUUUAGGAUGCUUUGCUCCAGUUAUAAACAUAAUGAGAGAUCCAAGAUGGGGGAGAAAUCAGGAAUCGUAUGGUGAAGACCCCUUUCUUACCGGUAUGAUGGCAACUGCUUUUGUAAAAGGAAUUCAGGGAGAUCAUCCACGGUAUAUAAGAGCCAACGCUGGAUGUAAACAUUUUGCUGCUUACGCGGGUCCAGAGGACAUUCCAAUUAGCAGAGUUAAAUUUAGUGCUAACGUUACAGAGCGGGACCUGAGGACAACUUUUCUGCCAGCUUUCAGAUAUUGUGUUGAAGCAGGAACUUACGGCAUCAUGUGCAGUUACAAUAGGUAUUUAGCUAACAUGUUAUUUCUUCAUUUUUACAUUUAUGAAGGGUGA
Messenger RNA from Patella vulgata (common limpet), 783 nucleotides. RefSeq lists its product as uncharacterized. Gene Ontology annotation, biological process: arabinan catabolic process; xylan catabolic process. The record is from RefSeq and is a predicted model, not a curated record. Gene Ontology annotation, molecular function: alpha-L-arabinofuranosidase activity; xylan 1,4-beta-xylosidase activity. Lineage: Eukaryota; Metazoa; Mollusca; Gastropoda; Patellidae. Gene Ontology annotation, cellular component: plant-type cell wall. The transcript is spliced from 4 exons. Bases 10 to 783 code for a protein of 257 amino acids.